Messenger RNA from Exophiala oligosperma, 852 nucleotides. RefSeq lists its product as uncharacterized. The transcript is spliced from 3 exons. Bases 1 to 852 code for a protein of 283 amino acids. Lineage: Eukaryota; Fungi; Ascomycota; Eurotiomycetes; Chaetothyriales; Herpotrichiellaceae. Gene Ontology annotation, molecular function: hydrolase activity. The record is from RefSeq and is a predicted model, not a curated record.
AUGGAGAUCCCGCGAAGCGUCCUUCAGCGAAUGCCUUCAGACUUGUUGGACAUCGUUCACAAGCAUAAUCGCAUGGCUGAUGUUCCCAUUCAUGAACGAGAUCCUGCCAAUAUUGAGACCGAGGUAAUCCCAGCAGGACCUUUUGAGAUGAAAGUGUACUUCCCUCCUAUUCGGCGGGAGAAAACCGUGGUCUUUGUCCAUUUUCCCGGAGGCAAGUCCGAGAAGCUGCUUCAUCGCAACAUCAUUAACUUUAACAGAGGUGCAGCUCUCGCUUUCGGUGUAGCAGCUGUCGCUGCUCUCAACGGACAACCAGUCCUCGGAAUAAUCGCCGUAGUUCCUGUCGUGCAGACGCAUCCUAAUCAUGACAAACCAUGGGGUGAAAAUGAGUGCACUCCUGGGCUGACACCUGAAAGGCUACUUAACGACUUGGAAAUGGCGUUCAACGGGGUCGAAGCUAACUUUCGUGAUCAUUGGCAUAGUGACCCUUGGAAGAUGCCAGAUGAGGUCCUCCGAAAACUGCCGAGAAUCAUCAUGGUGUCUGCAAAAUUUGACAUUUUGCAUGACUCUCAGGUAGAGUUCAGGAAUCGUAUAGAUGCCCUGGGUAUGAAGGUGGAAUGGAAAGCAGCGGAUGGAUUGCAUCAAGUAAAAGACAUGUAUCAAACACAGGCAGGCCGAGAGGUGACGGAGUAUGUCACGCAAAAGACGAUUGAGAUGGUGACAAGAGCCCAAUCACCCUCACUGGACCGCCAGGAUGCCAUGGUUGGCUUGACAGAAAUGUUCCAUGAAUUCGCCAAGGUCUUUCACCAAUUGCGAGCGUUCUUCAUAUACCACAGCCUGAUGCAUACACUCUAG